UAACACUUUUGCCAGCUGUGCACUUUAAGGUGUAAACUUUUAUUGUUUUUUUUUCUCGAUUUGCACAAUAAUGCUGCCCAAACUAAAGAUAUCAGCGUUCCUGCUCAAGCGUUUGGAGCGUGUGAAGCUGCAGUGCAGCGGCGUUUUAUAUGGAGUCUUCUACGGUGAUGGCACUCUGCUGGUGUUGAGUUUUAACAUUGAAUCAAGCGUAGGUCAAUUGAACUAUGAGCAAUUGCUGCAGAGAUUUCCAGCCGAAAUGGAUCUAUGUGGUCUGGUCAAAUUCGGUGAUUGUUCGGAUGCUGAGGCCCAUUUGAGUGAGGUGAUCUCAUCGGUCGAUAUAACGGAUAAUCCCAUAUUGUUGAAAUGUGAACUUGGCACACUGGUGGGACUGCGAGCUAGCUUUUUUGUCCAUGGCAAACUGGAGGAUGUGCCCUACGAGGUUAUGGAGGCCGAGCAGCUGUACAAUGAUUUCUGUUUCACACGAUUGCACUGUGGUUUCAAUUUGCAAACGGCAGAGACACCCGAAGCUUUGUCCAGAGAGAUGCAUGUACUCAGGAAGCGUGUAGCCGAUGGCAGUCUUGUGUUUCAUGUGCCGCAAACAAAUAUCUGGGUAACGAGUUGUGGUCCCCAGGAUAAGAGAUUUACCAGUGAAUCGAGAAUAGAGAAUUUAUUGGAACUUCUGCCUAAGCGGGAGUCUGUUACGGGAACGGCCAGCAGCAAGAAGAAGCAAGACAAAGAAACACAAGAUAAAUCCAGAAAUUUGGCUGUCGUCGGAUGUGAUUACGAGGUGAUCAAUUUGGAUGUUCUGCAGAGUAGGACACGAGAAGCAACAACAGUUCAGUCACAGCCCCAUCCGGCCCUGAGUAUAUGUCUUACGGCCCUAGAACAGCCAAAAGUAGCAUUGCCCCUCGAGGUGGAGGCCAUGGCCAUUCUGUGUAAGAAAACCAAAAUGUUACGUCUUUACGAUGUUCUAAUCGAGAGCAUAUGCCGUGCUCUGAGGCUGUUCGAGCAGAGCCUCAACGAAUAUCUGCAAGAAUCGGAGAGUGGUGGCAAACUUUUGGUGCCGAAAAGCUAUCAUUUCUAUCCACAGGAGUUUGGCCACUUUCUAAGCUGUGCUUACCUAGAAGAUUUGAAAGAUGACGACCCAAGCAUGUUGGAGAGAAGAAAGAAACUCCAUAGGCAAUUCUCGUUACCCGUUUCUCGACCCUAUUUCCGGCGGGCCAAUCAAUGCCAAUUCAUUAACCAUUUGGAAGAAGCGCCAUGGACACCGCUUCUAAAUACUCAUCUGGGGCUUCGGCCCAGUGGCGUUGCCGAUGGCAAGGAGUAUCUAGUUAAUGGCAAUUACCAUUACUAUCAUUAUCUGCAGCAGCAGGUUCAGGACAAGGGCUGGGGCUGUGCCUAUCGAUCACUUCAAACCAUUUGCUCCUGGUUCCUGCUGCAGGGUUACUCCGAAGCAUCCAUUCCCACACAUCUGCAGAUUCAGGAAUAUCUGCACAAAAUCGACGAUAAACCAGCAUCGUUUGUGGGCUCUACCCAAUGGAUUGGCUCGACAGAGCUCAGCAUGUGCCUGCAAGGUUUCCUCAAUGUAGACUCCAAGAUUCUUCAUGUGACAUCGGGUGCUGAGCUAGCGACAGUUGCAUCCGAGCUGGCCAUGCAUUUCCAAACACAGGGCACUCCCGUCAUGAUUGGAGGCGGAGUCCUGGCCCACACUAUCAUUGGCGUGGAUUAUUGUGUUCAGAGUGGCCAAGUGAAGUUCCUUAUACUGGAUCCCCACUACACUGGAGCCGAUGAUUUGGCCACCAUACAAAUAAAAGGCUGGUGCGGUUGGAAAGGCAUGGAUUUCUGGGAUAAACGCAGUUAUUAUAAUCUCUGUAUGCCUCAGAGACCGAUUCUAUAUUAACAAAAAAGCACAGAUGAUUUAUUUUUUCCAUUUGUAUUUAAGUUGAUCUUUAAUGUUUUCCAUAUGUGUGGGCUCUUUGUAUAUGUCAUGAGUAUAUGAAGAAUUUAUAUAAUUGUAUUUUAUGUAUGUAUGUAUAUGUACUCUAUAACUCUCAAAACAUAUUUGCAAUAAAAAAAAAACAGAUGUAUUCCAAA
Messenger RNA from Drosophila willistoni, 2094 nucleotides. RefSeq names its product probable Ufm1-specific protease 2 (gene Ufsp2). The transcript is spliced from 2 exons. The coding region runs from base 71 to 1900 and encodes 609 amino acids. Lineage: Eukaryota; Metazoa; Arthropoda; Insecta; Diptera; Drosophilidae. The record is from RefSeq and is a predicted model, not a curated record.